Mercenaria mercenaria is the source of this 577-nucleotide messenger RNA. RefSeq names its product sushi, von Willebrand factor type A, EGF and pentraxin domain-containing protein 1-like. The coding region runs from base 1 to 546 and encodes 181 amino acids. Lineage: Eukaryota; Metazoa; Mollusca; Bivalvia; Venerida; Veneridae. The record is from RefSeq and is a predicted model, not a curated record. The transcript has 5 exons.
AUGUGGUCCUACAGAGCUCAGUUGUAUUUUCAGACAUGUUCGCACAUAGCCAAUAAAGCCACAGAGAUACCUCGUAGCACAGUUUACCGCGGAGCCUCGCAACAAAAAAUAACCUCUAUACCAGACACAAGAUUCAGUAUAAGCUGCUCCUCAGAGCAAGAAUCCUGGUGUGUUGGUUGUGGUGCACUGCCAUCAAUUCCAAAUGGAUACCUCGAACUUAAGGAACAGGGAAACACUAGUUACAAAUCCAAGGCCGCAACCGUCUGUGACGACGGGUAUGAAACCGUCACUGCCGAAGUGACAUGCUUGUCGAAUGCAUCAUGGGAAGGUGUUGUUUGCACUGUGAAAGAUUGUGGUCCUGCACCCUCUAUUUCAUUUGGAGAUGCAAGACUGGUCGAUGCUGGAAACUCGACAUACGGCGCUAAGACAGAGGUUACUUGUUACCCAGGCUAUGAAACAAGCAAAGAAGUCAUCACUUGUAUGGUAUCAGGAGUGUGGGAUAACACAACAUGUUUGCCAAAAGAUUGUGGGUCGAGUAUUUCAUAGCGUUCGGGUCCGCCUCUCUAGAUGAUAUUAA